AUGUCUGCCAACCCUUCGCCUGACUCGUGUGGCUCGGACUAUUUGCCGACGGAUAUGGAGCCGGAAACCAGUGCCGUGAGUGUGUCGGAAAAAUGUGCGGUUUGUGGAAAACCGGCGUUCUGCUACAAUUAUGGGGUUCUCUCGUGUAAUGCGUGCAAAAUGUUCUUCCGCCGGGUGGAGGUAGACCACAUCACGUAUAACUGCAAAUAUUGGAACACGUGCUACGAUGGACAAGAGUAUGUUGACGCCAAUAAUGUCUCCACGCGAUGCCGAGCAUGCCGAUAUCGGCGUUGUAUUGACCUCGGCAUGAGAUAUAUAGCUCCAGGAAAACCAGACUUGGAACUCGUGAACCAAGUGGAUGGAAAACUGAAUACACUGCUUCAAGAACUGGUUCUCAUGGAUGCAAGAAGAAGUCAUAAAAUCCUGAACUUUUACACAUCUGAAAAUCCAACUCUAAGACAAAUGGUCACAAGGAGCAAAGGGUCACGUAUGGUGCUUAAAAAAGCGACGCAGGAGGUGAACAUCCAUGAAUGGAGUUUUCUAACGAUUUACGUAUCUGUGGAAAUGUUUCUGAAUCUUGACUUUAUGCAGAAUAUCGACAACGAAGAUAAGAUUGUGCUUCUACGAGAGUUCUCACUGAAAACCUUGGUGUUAAAUAGUGCAAUGAGGGCGAUUUUGAACAAAACCGACAGAGUUAUGACUCCAGACGGGAAGGAUGUUUACCCGGAUCGAUUGCUCCAAAUGUUCUCGUUGGAUUUUCUCAACAACAUCCGCAGCCGGUUGGCAACUCGGUUUAGAGAGCUGAAAGUGAGCAGUGAAGAGCACAUGCUCCUCAAUUUGAUAUUAUUUUGUAAUUCCGCCUUACAUCCACUGUCUGACGAAACAAAGAAAACGUUGAGCGCUCGUCAAAAAGUGUAUAGCUCGGCACUUCUGCAACUGUGCCUAUCAACAUAUCAACAAACUGGGCCAUCUCGAUUCGCAGAUCUCUUGUCAAUUUGCCACGUGGUCAACAAGACGGUGGAAGACGUCACGUAUCUCACAUCUCUUUUCAAACUACAAAUGCCGUUUAUAGAGUACAAAAAAUUGUUUGUAGAUGUUGUGCAUCUUAUAUAA
Messenger RNA from Caenorhabditis elegans, 1113 nucleotides. It is a transcript of the gene nhr-186, whose product is annotated as Nuclear Hormone Receptor family. The coding region runs from base 1 to 1113 and encodes 370 amino acids. Lineage: Eukaryota; Metazoa; Nematoda; Chromadorea; Rhabditida; Rhabditidae. Gene Ontology annotation, cellular component: nucleus. Gene Ontology annotation, biological process: DNA-templated transcription; regulation of DNA-templated transcription. The record is from RefSeq and is marked reviewed. Gene Ontology annotation, molecular function: zinc ion binding; sequence-specific DNA binding; DNA-binding transcription factor activity. The transcript is spliced from 6 exons.